AUGGCUGCGAAUCAGGGAUCGAUCAAGGAAGCAACAACUGAUUAUUUCUCUUCCCUCAUGUCAGGGGAUGCCACUCCUCAUGCGGGUGACAUGCUCGAAGUUAUCCUGCACGCUAUCUCCUUGGCAGACAACGACUCCUUGAUCCAAGUGCCGCUGUAUGACGAGGUCCUGACAUCGGUGAAGGGCCUCCCUCCAGAUGAGGCUCUUGACCCGGAUGGCUUCCCGGCUUUGUCCAUAUUCAGAGGGAGAACAAUUCCGCGGGCAUUUACUGCGACCCUGAUAUGCCUAAUCCCCAAAACACUGGCUCCUAAGAAGUUUUCUGAUUUCCGCCCUAUUAGCUUGUGCAAUUGUGUUUAUAAAAUCUUUUCCAUGCUUAUUGAUGAUAGGCUUAGCAGGUUCCUACCAAAGAUCGUCUCGAUUGAACAAGGGGCUUUCGUUCAAGGGAGGUCCAUAGCCGAGCACUGCGCUCUUACACAAGAGGUCUUUAGAGAUAUUGACAGGAAAGCUAGAGGAGGAAAUAUUCUUAUCAAGUUAGACAUGGAGAAGGCAUAUGACAGGCUGGACUGGGGAUUUCUCAAGGCAGUCCUUCGUUGUUUCGGUUUUAGGGAGACCUGGAUUGCUCAGGUAGAAAAGUGUUGGAGUAAUUCUUGGUCUCAGUUCAUGUCAACGGGGAACCUUGCGGCUUCUUCCGUUCGACUAGAGGUCUUCGCCAGGGAGACCCCAUCUCACCAGGGCUCUUCAUCCUAG
Molecule: messenger RNA, 747 nt
Organism: Magnolia sinica
Lineage: Eukaryota; Viridiplantae; Streptophyta; Magnoliopsida; Magnoliales; Magnoliaceae
Exons: 2
Coding region: 1-747 (248 amino acids)
Source: RefSeq, a predicted model, not a curated record